Molecule: messenger RNA, 1587 nt
Organism: Lolium rigidum
Lineage: Eukaryota; Viridiplantae; Streptophyta; Magnoliopsida; Poales; Poaceae
Product: E3 ubiquitin-protein ligase DA2-like
Exons: 8
Coding region: 1-1242 (413 amino acids)
Cellular component (GO): cytoplasm
Source: RefSeq, a predicted model, not a curated record
AUGGGCAACCGGGUCGGGGGGCGGCGCCGGCGCCCGGCGGUCGACGAGCGCUACACGGCGCCGCAGGGCCUCUACCCGCACCCGGACAUCGACCUCCGCAAGCUGCGCCGCCUCAUCGUCGAGGCCAAGCUCGCGCCAUGCCACCCGGGCGCCGACGACCCGCGCGCCGACCUCGACGAGUGCCCCAUCUGCUUCCUUUUCUACCCCAGCCUCAACCGGUCCAAGUGCUGCGCCAAGGGGAUUUGCACCGAGUGCUUCCUCCAGAUGAAAUCGCCCACCUCCUGCCGCCCCACGCAGUGCCCAUACUGCAAGAUGCUGAAUUACGCGGUGGAGUACCGCGGCGUCAAGACCAAGGAGGAGAAGGGCGUCGAGCAGAUUGAGGAGCAGAGGGUGAUCGAGGCGCAGAUCAGGAUGCGGCAUCAGGAACUCCAGGAGGACGCGGAGCGGCUCAAGAACAAGCAGACGGCGGCUGCUUCGGCCGACGCAAUAACAAUAGUUGAAUGCUGUGAUACCGGUGGCACAUCCACCCCAGCUGCGAGUGGUGUGCAAGGCAAUGAUGUGCUCUUGUCUCAAGCACAGCAAUCAGAGCUGCUAUUGAAAAAUGCUGAGCGCUUAAAGCAGAUGCGGGAAGGUAAUUUCGACAUGGACCUUGAAGAAGUUAUGCUUAUGGAAGCAAUUUGGCUUUCUGUACAAGAUCAGGAAGCCUUAGGAAAUCCAGGCAGCACAGGUGCUGUACCACCAACACUUCCUCCAAGAUGUCAUAAUGCAUCUGUGUCCGCUUCAGCUGAGGCAGCGCCUUCCGGUGGAUUUGCUUGUGCGGUCGCAGCUUUAGCCGAGCAACAACAUAUGCUUGGAGAUUCUUCCAGCACCGCCAUUUGCCAAACAUCGAGACAUGAUAUUCUCAGCAGGUCACAACGGUCUUUUACAGAUGACCUGAGCGUAGCUGGGAGUAGUUCGUCAGGAACUAGAGUUGAGGAACCAUCAACCAGCAGAACUCGGCAAACAAGAGAGGGUACGGAGUACUCUAACAAUGACGGGUGGUCAGAGGCGGCUGAGGCCGGUACCAGUUUUGCUGGCUCUGAUGUUACAGUGGAGGCUGGGGCUGCCAAUCUGGCUGCUUCCGAUGUAUCUAGCAUUGGGACUGUCCCUGAUAGCUUUGAAGAGCAGAUGAUGCUGGCCAUGGCUCUUUCGCUGGCCGAUGCUCGGGCAGUUGGGAGCUCUCCAGGGACAACUUGGCGGUAGUUGCUCUACCCUUUCUAUUUAUUUGUUUAGGUUGUCUGGUAUCAUUCCUAGAUUUCCUUCUGUCACAUAAAACAUAGGAUUAGAUGGGGGUGGAUGAACAAAGAUUGGCUGUGGAAAUUGUGAAUAGUGUGACUGGUGAGAUAAAUCUGCAUAUUUGCAGGUAGGGCUUUUCUUUUCUUCUUAAGUGUAGAAACUAGGCUCUGUCAGGCAUACUUCUGCCUACAUAAAUCGCGCCUUUGAUGAUGUAGAAAUGGUGUAAAUGCAGAGAAUCGCUCUCUUUUCAUGUUCUGGGUUAUUCCCUUGAAUGCGGUGUAGAGCAUCUUACACCUAAGGUCAAUUCUUGUC